Messenger RNA from Patella vulgata (common limpet), 5303 nucleotides. Its product is annotated as advillin. Lineage: Eukaryota; Metazoa; Mollusca; Gastropoda; Patellidae. Gene Ontology annotation, cellular component: actin cytoskeleton; cytoplasm. Gene Ontology annotation, biological process: barbed-end actin filament capping; actin filament severing; cytoskeleton organization. The record is from RefSeq and is a predicted model, not a curated record. Gene Ontology annotation, molecular function: actin filament binding; phosphatidylinositol-4,5-bisphosphate binding. The transcript has 26 exons. The coding region runs from base 97 to 2556 and encodes 819 amino acids.
GUGAUCAAGCGUCUAUUUUUAGCUCACUACCUUGACACUUCAAAGUGAGAUGUAAAAGCUUGCAGUCAUCAACCAAAUUUCACAGAAACCACCAAUAUGGCGAACAUUGAUCCAGCAUUUAAACAGGUGAGCCGUAAUCGGGCCUGUUUUAAUGUAUGGAGAAUAGAGAAAAUGCAGGUUGUACCUGUUCCAAGAGAGUUUCAUGGUAAAUUUUUCCGAGGAGAUUCCUACAUAAUAUUGUCAAUUAAAGAAGUUAAAGGAGCUUUAGAGAGUCAUAUUCACUUCUGGUUAGGGUCAGAAACUUCUCAGGAUGAAGCUGGUGUAGCUGCGUAUAAAAGUGUAGAAUUAGAUGAUUAUUUAGGUGGUUCCCCAGUACAACAUAGAGAAGUAGAGGGUGCUGAAUCACGGAGAUUUAUUAGUUAUUUUAGUAAAGGUUUUGUUGUUGUAGCUGGUGGAGUUAAAUCUGGUUUUAAUCAUGUAGAGGAAGUCUUUAAACCGAAACUAUUACGAGUGAAAGGAAAAACAAUACCUAUUGUUUCAGAGGUUGAGAUCGGAUGGGAAGGUAUGAAUGAAGGUGAUAGUUUUAUAUUAGAUCUGGGACAGACAUUAUUUGCAUGGAUGGGAGGUAAAUGCAGAAGAUCCGAGAGAUUGAAGGCUAUGGAAUAUAGUCGUAGUUUAAGAGAUACCAGAAAGAAAGCUAAUAUCAUAGUUAUAGAAGAUGGAGAGGAAGAAAAAUUAACUGGUAAAUCUAAAGAGUUAUUUGAAUCUCAUCUGCCAAUCCCAGACAAACGUGGAAAGCUAAAAAGUGUGGAAGAAGUCGGAACUGAUGAUGUUGCUGAACGCAAUGCUGGAGCUCAGAUAAAACUCUUCUCUUGUCAUGAAGAAGGAGGUACUCUUAAACUUUCUGAAAUAAAAACUGGACCAUUAUCACAUAAAGAUCUUCACAAUGACGAUUCAUUUAUUGUUGAUAAUGGUCAUGCUGGUAUCUGGGUGUGGAUUGGUAAAAAAGCCUCAUCUAAAGAAAAGAAAGAAGCCAUGAGAAAUGCCUUAGGUUUUGUAACAAAGAAAGAAUAUCCAUCUAAAACACCAGUUACAAGAGUUGUAGAAAAUGGAGAACCUGUAGAAUUUAAAUGUUUAUUCCGAGAUUGGCCUCAACCACCACCACCAGGAAAAGUUUACUCCAACAAUAGAAUAGCUAAAACUGUACAGACUAAAUUUGAUGCUGCUACAUUACACAGUAAACCUGCUCUAGCAGCAGAAACACAGAUGGUUGAUGACGGUACUGGUGAAGUAGAGGUAUGGAGAGUAAAUGAUUUUGAGUUAGUUGAAGUAGAAAAGGGUCAUUAUGGUGAAUUUUUUGGUGGAGAUUGUUACGUUAUUAAAUAUACCUAUCAAGUUAAUAAUCGUCCACAUUAUAUUAUCUACUAUUGGUUGGGAGCUAAAUCAAGUGCUGAUGAACAAGGUACAGCUGCUUUAAAAGCUGUAGAAAAAGAUGAUGAAUUAGGAGGUGCUGCUGUUCAGGUUCGAGUUGUACAGAAUAAAGAACCACCACAUUUUAUGGCCAUGUUUGAUGGUAAAAUGAUUGUCUUCUCUGGAGGUAAAGGUGGUUGGAACGGUGGUCAGAGUAAUGAUGGACCAGGUGAUAAAUAUAUGUUACAAGUCAGAGGUACAUCUAAACUCAACUCUAAAGCUGUACAGGUUGAGUUACGAGCUGCUUCCCUUAACUCCAAUGAUGUGUUUGUUAUAUUUACUAAACAAGCUGUAUAUACCUGGGCUGGAAAGGGUUGUACUGGUGAUGAAAGGGAAAUGGCUAAAUUAGUGGCGAGUCGAUCACCCAGAGUGUUAACAAUGGUAUUUGAAGGUCAAGAAAAAGAUGAUUUUUGGAAUGUGUUGGGUGGUAAAGAGGAGUACGCUUCAGAAAAACGACUUACGGCUGAUGAUUCGACACACCCACCUAGAUUAUAUCAAUUAUCUAAUGCUUCUGGUCGUUUUACUUGUGAAGAAAUACCAGAUUUUGUCCAGAGUGAUCUGAUUUGUGAAGAUGUUAUGUUAUUGGAUUGCUGGGAUAAUAUUUUUGUUUGGGUUGGUGAUGAUGCUAAUGCACAAGAGAAGAAAGAAGCUGAACGAGUUGCCCUGGAAUAUUUAAAAACGGAUCCAUCAGGUCGAGAUGAAGACACACCUAUUAUUAGAAUUAAACAAGGAAGAGAACCUCCUUCAUUUACUGGAUUUUUUGGUGUUUGGGACCGAGAAAUGUGGAGUAAAGGUAAAACGUUUGAAGAAAUGAAAGAAGAAUUAGGAUCACAAGAUAUAUCUGUAGAUAUUGUUAAAGAGAGUAUUGCUAAUGGAGCACCAGAUUUUGAUGAAGUACAGAAAUAUCCAUUAGAGAAAUUACAAGGAAAACCUGAAGAACUCCCUGAAGGUGUUGAUCCAUCUGCUAGAGAGAUUCAUUUAAAACAUGAAGAUUUUGAAAAAUAUUUUGGAAUGAAUUUCAAUGAUUUCAACUCAAAACCAAUCUGGAAGAAAACUCAGUUGAAGAAAGCUGUCAAACUGUUUUAAUUAAAUCGUUUUACCUUUCCAUUGUAUAAAAGAAGUUUUGCAUAUAUAUUCCAUUUAUAUAUUAUAUUGUAGAAAAAUAGAACGAUCUUGCUACUGUCUCAUAUUUAUAUCAUAAUUAUACACAGGCCUGGAAAUAUUAGUUCUUACGUAACUAUGGUAACAAGAUGCCUGGCACUAAAGAACUAGUGUCUGACAUUUUUGGGGAAGUAACUGGCUUCCAAGCACUACUUAUCUUGUUCUUGUUCUUCUUUGUUGUGGUAUGAUGCUUUUAAAAAAAAAAGCCUGAGACUCUGCCAAUUAAAGUACAAUCAACCUGAAACUUGGAAUGCUGGUGCCUUGGACAAGUUUUGAUACAAGGCCAUAAUUCCAAGAUGGCUGCCAUGACAUCAUUCUCAGUUCCUUGUCCAUAGUACACUCGUACUUGUUGGAUACAAAUAACUAACAACCUGUAGGCACUGAUGAACUAGUACCUGGCAUUUUUAGGUAAAAAUAUUAAUAAGAAAACUGCAAAUAGAUCUGAUAAUGUCUGUGACAGAUGCUUUAUUUCCAGGCUUGAUUAUACAAUAUGGACGCUGGCUGGAAUGUGUAGUUUUAUUUACAUUCAUAUUAGCUAUUCCUCAAUAUUGACGUUAUUUUAAUUAUGAGAGUUUAUUUUUUGCUUUUUAAAAAAAAAAAAAAAAAAUCAACAUUACCUUAAAAUCUCAAACUAAUACAUAAAUAAAUAUUGUUAUUUACGAUGAUAUGUCUUGUUUACAUGGUUGUCAUAGUUACUCAUUGAUAUUAACUAACGUUUAUUAUAAUUUUUAUUUAAGGGAACAAUAUUAGAUCUAUUUUUUAAUUGUUAAUUAUAUACAUGGCAUUGUUAUAUUUGUUCUGUUAAGACUUAGAUAAUCCCAUUGUUUAAUAUAAGGGUAAUUUAAAAAAAUAAAGUAUUCUUAUCAAUAAAAUAUCAAUUCUGAUCAAUAAAAUAUCAAUUCUGAUCAAUAAAAUAGCAAUUCUAAUCAAUAAAAUAUCAAUUCUAAUCAAUAAAAUAGCAAUUCUGAUCAAUAAUAUAUCAAUUCUGAGCAGUAAUAGAUAUGUAUUCUUUGAAAAAGACUAAUGCACCACCAAUUAAAGUACGUUCAACAUGAAACUUGCAAUGCUUGUUACUUAGAUAAUUGCGCAUCGAUUGACGUACUUCAAUUUUUGAUAGGACAUCACAAUUCCAAGAUGAUGGCAAUGAUGUUUAUAUUUUGACAUUAAUGAUGUUCUCCUCCGGCCAGAUUUUGAAUAACAAAAACAAUUUGUUUAAAUUAUAUAUUAAUAAUUUUAUUUGUUUUUGAAUAAAUAAAUACUGUCAGAUAGUGUAAGGAAUUUGAGAAUUGUAAAGUUUUCAUGGCAUUUGAAAAAUAUAUUUUCAUUAAUUUUAUAUAUGAAACAAAUUCAUAACGUAAUAAUUUAAAAUCCAAUUAAAGUCAAAAUCGUUGAUACUAAAUGAAAGAAUUGAAUAUGCAAUAAUGUGCAAUACAAUCCUUCACAUAGGAUAUAAAGAGGGGCUUAUUUUGAUCUUACAACUGGGAGCAACUGACUUCACGUUAACCUGGGUCAAAUAAAUAAGUAGCUGUUUUUCCAUAUGUGUUAUAGCUUAUGGCUCUAUCCAAUUGCCUCUAGAAGAUAAUAGUUGAAAGCAGUUAAUCUCAGUUGAAAGUUAACACAAGCUCCACUUAGGUCUCCUGAAAAGAUGAUGAAAUUAUAAAGUUUAAGCAUUUGUUAAUGUUGAUAAUAUUGUUAGACUAUAUAGGUAUUCCAGUUUAUCAUAAUUUUUAUAUACAUUCCAGUCUACAUUUAGUAUCACAAUAUAUUUUAUGUAUUUUUGUCUUCCAUUCAAACUUGCUAUAAACCACUCUAGGCAAUUUUCUAACCUGCUGUCAUUAAAGAAUCUAGACAGAUUUCCAAUUAUCGUGAUAUUGAUAAAAAUUUCAUAAAUAGAUAUGUUGAAAAUCCUGUUGUUUCCAUAUGCUGUGAAUUUGGAGAUAUUUGUCGGCAGGUAAUUCUUGCUUUUUAGGCAUGGGCCAAAAGGUGGGGUUUGCAGGCUUACGCUUUUUGAAGGACAGGUGUGUGGUGAUCAUAUUGUCGUCCAAUCACCGAAUCUCCCUUAUAGUGACACGUCUAUUAACGCACAAUCCCAGAAUCGCUAGACAGUAUUCCCUAAGAGUUACUUAUGAUUAAGCUGGCUAGGACCUGUUCACAUGAAAACCAUAUCACUGAUAAAAAAUCCUUAAUAUGCUAUAAAUAAAAUUUUGGUAUAAAAUUGUCUUGAUUUAAAAAUGUCCUGAAAUAAUCUAAAAAUUGAUAAGCACAUUUAUUGGUCAUUACUUAUAUCGAAACAUGAAAUCACUCCAAAAGAACCUUGUUGUGUGGUCCGCUUAUAAACCUUGUUGUAUGAUCCGCAUAUAAGCAUGACAGUUUGUCGCAUAAAAUAAGUCAUUUAUAGUAUUUAAGGAUAAAAUAAAAUCUUGGUUAACCCCAACUUUAUAGCAUACUAUAUAAACUGUCAUUUAUACAUGUAGUAUUUAAUAAGGCCAAACAAAAAUUACCUAUGUUUAUGGUUAUUGAAUUUUAGCUGAAAUUGCUGACUUUUUUGGUUAUUUCCUAUACCAUAUAACUCAGUUUUGCUGUAGACACAUUCCAACACUGAAACCUCAGUAUUUUGUUUUCAAGAACCUUACUCGGUAAUUAAGCUAGAAAUGCUAGGAAAUAGAUAAUAC